GAGCGGCCAACGAGCUACAAAGUGGUGCACUCUGGAACUGGGUCUAUGGUAAAUAGCUGCGACGCCAGCUCUCCAAUGUGCCAGAUGUUACAGCCGAGAAAGAGAGAGGGAGCAAGAUUCGCUGUGGCGAUCAGACGGCUCUUAGAAACUAAUGCGCUGUGAUUAUCGAACACAUUGCGUCAUGAAUGGGUAGCAUGAGUCGAUUGGGAAUGUUAAGAUGAAUGAGCCGAAUGACGCCAGCUCAGGCCAGGCCGGGCAGUUGGCCAAAAGCAAUCAAAUGGACAAGUUGAGCAUCGCAGUCGUCUGGCCCAUAACAUUGUGUAUAUGCCUGAUAAAUUUCGGCUAUGUGCAGGGCAGUUUUCUGAGAUUCACGAACAUUACAUGCGAGAGCAAAGAUCUGAGCACGAGCUCAAUAGAGUAUUGCUAUGUCGGGCACUUGGAUCGUCUGAGAAACUAUAUGAGUGUGCGCUAUAAGCUGGUUCAGCCUUUACAAAAGGACUUUUUCUUCCGUUUCAGGUUGAUGAUCAGGAAUCGCAACAGCUGGCAGCCGUUUCUAUAUGCCAUCGAUAUAGACUUGUGUCGUUUCUGGAAAACACGCUAUAAUGGCUUAGCCAAAAUGUUGUAUGGCUUAAUUGAGGGUCACACCAACCUGAACCACACCUGCCCCUACUUGAAGGAAAAGUAUGUGACUAUAGACAGAGUGCUCAACACGGAUAUAUCUAAGAAAAUACGCGGCUUGCCGCUGGGUAAAGGACACUAUGCGGUCUUUACCAGCUGGUCCUGGAAAAAUACAACACGAGCCAUUACAAAUAUUUACUUGGAGGUCUUGAAUGACUAACCAGGCAUCGGCUGGUCGUGCACAUUCAGCCAGAACAUAAUUACAUGUUGAUGCUUAUUUCAAUAUGAUCUUGCCAAUCAAAUUGUUUGCAUAAACAUUCGCCUAUUAACAAUCAAAUGGACAAGUCGAGCAUUAAAUAUUUAUGGCUAAUACCCUUGUGUAUAUGCCUGCUAAAUGUCGGCCAUGCAAAUGCAAUCUUUAUUAAAUUCACAAACAUUACCUGCGAGAGCAAAUAUACAAAUUUGGCCACUGUGGAAUACUGCUUCAUCGGGCAGGUGGAUCAACUGACAAACUAUAUGAGUCUGCGCUACAAUAUCUUCGAGCCGAUCAAAAAACAGCUCUUCUUUCAUUUCAGAUUGAUGAUCAGAAGGAAUGGCUGGAAGCCAUAUCUUUAUGCAUCGGACAUAGAUAUGUGUCGUUUCUGGAAAUCGCGCUAUAAUGCCCUGGCCAAGCUCCUGUUGGGAUUUUUGGAUGGGCGCACAAACAUGAAUCACAGCUGCCCCUAUAAUGAGAACUACAUUUAUAUUGAUAAGGUCAUGAAUACAGAUAUAUCGAAGAGGCUGCCGGCUCUGCCCCUGAGCAAAGGGCAUUACGCGCUU
This is a messenger RNA of Drosophila virilis, 1437 nucleotides long. The record is from RefSeq and is a predicted model, not a curated record. Lineage: Eukaryota; Metazoa; Arthropoda; Insecta; Diptera; Drosophilidae.